Molecule: messenger RNA, 1389 nt
Organism: Symbiodinium pilosum
Lineage: Eukaryota; Dinophyceae; Suessiales; Symbiodiniaceae
Source: the annotation of a GenBank genome assembly
AUGGGCUACAUUCUGGACCCCGAGCGUAUUCCACCAGAACUGGAGCCCUUCAAGGACAGGCUCAGCCCCAACUUCUUUGAGGUCAGGAAGCGCAUCAUUGAUUUCAUCAAGGAGGACAUUCUUCCAGCAAUGCCUGUGUAUGGUCAGCAAUACAGGCAAGAGGUGGCAAAGUUGAAAGAUCGCAAGCCUGCCUCGCCUCACGAAGACCCUGCCUACACCCAUCAUCCUGUUUGGGCAGCCUCGCCACCAAUCGCAACAGACUUGAGGAAAAAGGCACAGGAACGAGGCUUGUACAACUUCUUCCUGCCUGAGGUGGGGAAUCUUGGAGUACUGGAAUAUGCACCCAUCUGCGAGAUAUUGGGAGCUUUUGGGCUUUGCAAUGUGGCGAUGAACUGCACAGCACCAGACACUGGCAACAUGGAAGUCCUGGAGAAGUAUGGCACGCCGGAACAAAAGAAGAAGUGGCUGGAGCCUUUGCUUGCGGGCCAAAUUCGGAGUGCAUAUGCCAUGACCGAGCCGGGCGUUGCCAGUAGCGAUGCGACAAACAUCAGCGCUACGAUUCACAGAGAUGGCGAUGAGUAUGUCAUCAACGGACACAAGUGGUACAUCAGCGGUGCAUGUAGACCGGAAUGUAAAGUAUUCAUUUUCCUGGGGCGCUCCGGGGGUGAGUCAGCGCACAAGCAGCACUCCAUGAUCUUGGUGCCUCGCGAUGCUAACGGCGUGCACAUCAUCCGUCCUUUAGGAUUGUUUGGGCACAUCCAUGACCAUGCCGAGAUUGUUUUUGACAAUGUCCGCGUGCCCGUUGGCAACAUGCUUUUGGGAGAGGGCCGUGGCUUUGAGAUUGCGCAGGGUCGUCUGGGCCCAGGCCGCAUUCAUCACUGCAUGCGCACAAUCGGCACUGCGGAGCAGGCGUUGGAUGCUAUCAUCCACCGAGUGCAUAAGCGCGUGGCGUUCGGCAAGGUGCUUGCAAACCACGCAACCAUCCGACAAUCCAUUGCCGAAGCGCGAAUGGAGAUCACCAAGUCAAGGCUACUGUGCUAUCUCGCAGCUGUCCAAGCGGACGAUCAUGGGUUCAAGGCCGCCAAGUCUUUCAUCGCAAUGACCAAAGUAGAUGCUCCAAGAAUGUGCCAGAAGAUCAUUGAUGAGGCCAUCCAGAUUCACGGGGCACAUGGUGUGAGUCAAGAUUCACGGUUGACUGAUCUGUACCACCACGUCAGACAUGUACGACUGGCGGAUGGUCCAGACAUCGUGCACCUGAACACCAUUGCUAAGGACGAGCUCAAGCGCCAGUCAUCAGUCAUGGGCGAAAUGGUCAGCGGCAUCAACAAGAACAUUGACAAGUUCGGCAAGUUUGCGAACGUUGUGCCCGACACAAGAGCGCGGCUUUAA